GAAAUAUGAAUAUAGCCUACGUGUGUUUUAAAAUUCUUAAAACAAAUAAAUGAUGUCAUAAGUGAUGCAGCACAACCACCAAUAAUUGCAAUCCCUUCCAAAAACAACCACAACAAUAAUAAUACUAAAAAUAAUAGGGAAUAAUAAUAAUAUUGCUAUUUAAUCGCUUGAAUAUGUCAAUAUACAAUAAUAAUAUGCAGUGAAUCCCUUCAGUUAACUUUCUAGCCUACUUUAAACAAUGAUGUUCACAGUCAGACAAAAAAGGGACGAGGGAGGGGGACGGAGAGAGAGAGAAACCAAGAGAAAACAGAAUAUGUGAAACUGACACAGAGAUGCACUUCCUCCUAAAGUGUGAAACAUUCAACGAAAUAAGGAACAUUUACUGUAACAAGUUGAACUCUGUAAUCCCAGAUUUCAACGAGGUUGAUGACCUCUCAAGACUGAAAAUACUCGAAGAAGAAGAAGAAGAAGAAGAAGAAGAAGAAGAAGAAGAAGAAGAAGAAGAAAUGGACCUUUAUUAAUCCCCCGAGGGGGAAAUUCAGUUUCCACUCAGCGUUUUUUAUACAGGAUCCCAAAAAUGGAUUUUACUUUGGAGGAGAUUAACCCGGCGAAUGCACGAGCCCUGCUGGUGGGGUGUGUAACCCUGCUGUUCUCCCUCCACCUGUGGCGCUGGCUCCGGCAGAGCUCGGCCCCUGCCCCCCCCGGCCCUUUCGCCUGGCCGGUCAUCGGGAACGCUCCGCAGCUCGGCAAAGCUCCGCACCUGUACUUUGCGCGCAUGGCGGAGAAAUACGGCAACGUGUUCCAGAUCAAACUGGGUUCUCGCGCGGUGGUGGUGCUGAACGGGGACUCUAUCAGGCAGGCGCUGGUGAAGCAGGGACUCGACUUUGCUGGAAGACCGGACUUCACCUCCUUCCAGUACAUCUCCAACGGGGACAGCCUGGCGUUCGGCACCAUCACGGACUGGUGGAAGGUGCACCGCAGGGUGGCUCAGUCCACCGUGCGCAUGUUCUCCACGGGGAACCCAGACACCAAAAGGACUUUUGAGCACCACGUCCUGUGCGAGUUCAAAGUUCUGCUGCAGCUGUUUGUGAAGAAGACACAGGAGCUGCAGUACUUCCAGACCCUGAACAACCUGGUGGUGUGCACGGCCAACAUCAUGAGCGCGGUGUGCUUCGGGAAGAGGUACUCUCACGAUGACGAGGAGUUCCAGCAGGUGGUGGGCAGGAACGACCAGUUCACCCAGACCGUGGGGGCUGGCAGCAUCGUGGACGUGAUGCCCUGGCUGCAGUACUUCCCCAACCCCAUCAAAACCAUGUUUGAUAACUUCAAGGAGCUCAACCUGGAGUUUAACAGGUUCAUCGGAGACAAAGUAAUCGAGCACCGGAAAACCAUCCAGCCGAGCACCAUCAGGGACAUGACGGAUGCCUUUAUUGUGGCGAUGGAGCAGAUAAGAGAAAAAUCAAGGGUCUUAUCCUGCGGGAAGGACUACGUGCCCUCCACUCUGGGGGAUAUUUUUGGAGCGAGUCAAGACACUUUGUCAACGGCACUGCAGUGGAUCAUCCUCAUUCUGGUCAAGUACCCUGAGAUGCAGAUGCGUCUGCGGCAGGAAGUGGAUCGGGUGGUGGACCGCAGCCGGCUGCCCUCCAUCGAGGACCAGCCCCAGCUGCCCUACGUCAUGGCCUUCAUCUACGAGGUGAUGCGCUUCACCAGCUUCGUGCCGCUCACCAUCCCCCACUCCACCACCACGGACACCUCCAUCAUGGGCUACACCAUACCAAAGAACACCGUGGUCUUCAUCAACCAGUGGUCCAUCAACCACGACCCAGAGCUGUGGUCCAACCCGGAGACCUUUGAACCCCAGCGCUUCCUGAAGGAUGGGGUCCUGAAUAAGGACCUGACCAGCAGCGUGCUCAUCUUUUCGCUGGGGAAGAGGCGGUGCAUCGGAGAGGAGCUGUCCAAGCUGCAGCUCUUCCUCUUCACGGUGCUGAUCUCCCACCAAUGCCACAUCACCGUGGACCCCGCCCGGCCCGUCAAACUGGACUACGACUACGGGCUGACUCUGAAGCCCCACGCCUUCUUCAUAGCUGUGACUCUGAGAGAAGAUAUUACUCUGCUGGAGGCCGCCACCAGGCAUGAACCCACGGGCAAGGCUUAUUCAGACUCCGAAAAAAAAAUAAAAAAAUUGGUUACACCAUGACACAUGUCUAUUAGGCAUCGAGUUAAAAUGUCUUGUAAUCGGCUCAUAGCAUCAGAAUCAUAAUACCUUAUUUACAUGGGGCAAACAGGGAUUUGCAACAGUUGCUCCAUUUUUGAAUAGAAAAUAAAUAAAAUGAUUUAUACAAACAAGAGACUUUAAAGUAAAAACUU
This is a messenger RNA of Notothenia coriiceps (black rockcod), 2367 nucleotides long. RefSeq names its product cytochrome P450, family 1, subfamily B, polypeptide 1 (gene cyp1b1). NCBI's taxonomy places the organism in Eukaryota, Metazoa, Chordata, Actinopteri, Perciformes, Nototheniidae. Gene Ontology annotation, molecular function: heme binding; iron ion binding; oxidoreductase activity, acting on paired donors, with incorporation or reduction of molecular oxygen, reduced flavin or flavoprotein as one donor, and incorporation of one atom of oxygen. Bases 578 to 2197 code for a protein of 539 amino acids. Gene Ontology annotation, biological process: progesterone metabolic process; hormone biosynthetic process. The transcript has 3 exons. The record is from RefSeq and is a predicted model, not a curated record.